GUUACCGCUGAGCCUUCUGAAGCUGUUAUUGGAUCUUUCCGCUGUGGCUCAAAACUUUGCCCCGCCCAUCAGGAAAUCAAAGGUUAUUAUGUGCAAUGCGGAAUGAAAAUGUCCUUCCAAACCAGGAGAAAGCAAAGGUAAUGUAAUAUAAUGGAAAGCUCUGUUUGUGGAUGAGUCCUGCUCCAGCUGUUCCAGGAUCUGUGUGGAGCGACUCGGAUGUGAAAGUGUCAGCUGGAGGGAGGGGCGGAGCUGAGAUGUCAAUCAGAAGCGCUGAGGGCGUGUCCAUCAUGCAGGCCUUGGCCAUGACCGUGGCUGAGAUACCUGUGUUCCUGUAUUCCACCUUUGGACAGUCUAUAUUCUCUCAGCUGAAGUUGAGUCCGAGUCUGAAGAAGGUGUUGUUUGCCACGGCUCUGGGCAGCGUGGCUCUGGCUCUGACCGCACAUCAGCUGAAGAGACGGAGCAGGAAGAGGAAGCAGAUCGUCAGUAAAGAAGCUCAGAAACCUGUGGGCAUCCCAGAACCGCUGAUCCGAACCAGCCGGCCAGCCUCGCUCAAGAGAGGGCCGGUUCCAGGGCGUCAGAUGAUGAGUCCCAGCGCUCGCAGUAAUGACACUCUCAGCGGCGUCUCGUCUCUCACACAGAGCAAACACUCCAGCUCUUCACACAGCAUCGCUUCUAUGCGAGGCCCCUCCUCUCCCAACCAAUCAGUGAACACCGGGAUGCUGCGGGAGGCGGAGCCAGUGGCAGAGGAGUCGGGAGUCGGGGAGGAUGCCAACGCUGAGAACCUCUAUCUCAUUGGGAUGGAGCUGUUUGAGGAAGCCCUGCGCAAAUGGGAACUGGCUUUAAACGUCAGACACCGAGCUGAUUCCUGUGCAUCUGGAGCACACAGUCUCGGCUCGCAGGGGGCAGAACUCCUGGAGCGUCACUCGCCUGAGCUUCAUCAUCAUCAGUUUGCGGAGAAGCUGGAGUCUCUUCUGCACCGAGCCUAUCACCUACAGGAAGACUUCGGCAGCACCAUCCCGGCCGACGUCCUCCAGGCUGACCUGGAGAGUGAAGCUACGCUGAUCCUGCCCACACUAGGGAGCUCCCAUCCCGUCAGAGACGACGAUGCCUCAUCAGACGACUCGUUCUUCUCUGCAGCUGAGUUGUUCGAGGCGUUCUCUCUAGAGGACACGUAUCGUUCGCUGAAGCCGGCGGCGCUGUAUGAGGAAGCCCUGGGUUUGGUGAAGGAUGGAGGCGUGGCCUGUAGAUCGCUGAGAACCGAACUUCUGGAGUGUUACAGCGAUGAGGACUUCCUCGCUAAACUGCACUGCGUUCGCCAGGCCUUCCAGCUGCUGCUGCUGGAUGAGACGCAAAGGAUGUUCUUCAUGGAUGCAGGGAAGCAGAUAAUAUCGGGACUUCUGGCCAAAGCCAACAAGAGUCCGGAGGCGUUUCUGGAGAGUUAUGAAGACAUGCUGCAGUACACACAGAGAGAAGAGACGUGGCCCGUCACCAAGAUGGAGCUGGAAGGACGAGGGGUGGUCUGUAUGAACUUCUUUGACAUGGUGCUGGACUUUAUCCUCAUGGAUGCGUUUGAAGAUCUGGAAAGUCCUCCGUCUUCAGUGGUGGCCGUUCUUAGGAACCGGUGGCUCUCGGACAGUUUUAAAAAGACGGCAUUGGCUACAGCCUGUUGGUCCGUGCUAAAAGCCAAAAGGAGAUUGCUAAUGGUUCCUGAUGGUUUUAUUGCCCAUUUCUAUGCCAUCUCUGAACAUGUGAGUCCAGUUCUGGCUUUUGGGUUUCUGGGCCCCCCACAGCACCUCAGUGAGGUGUGCACCGUAUUCAAGCAACAGAUUGUUCAGUAUCUGAAGGACAUGUUUGACCACGAUAAGGUGCGUUUCACGUCCGUCCCGUCUCUGGCCGAAGACAUCCUCAGUCUAUCUCACAGACGAGCGGACAUCCUGGUGGGUUACUUGGGCAUCGACAGUCUACCUGAGACCAAUGGAGCUUUACCCAAGAGCUCCUGCCAAGCCAACAGCGGACAGCAGGACUGAGGUGCACAAUCCUAAUCUAGACCUGACCGGUCUAUGUCUCGCUUAGCUUUAGACAGAUAAACCACUGCUGACUCAUCCGAGGUCAACCGAGGCCUUUUCUUGAUCUUUUCUUCUGCAAAUUUUGCCACUGAAUAUCCAGUGCUGCUAUUUAGACACAUUUGCUUCGGAAAUGCUCUAUUUCUGAAGAACCCAAGAAGGAACUAAAUAAAACCAUCGUUUAGCCAAACAUGCAGCCUGGUGUUGAGUCGCUCUUCUGAAUCCACCUGCAUCCAAAUGCUAGGUUUUGUUUGUGCUACAUGUCGGUUUGUCAUUGAGUAGGGAUGCACGAUAUAUCGGCCGAUAAAUGCUCAAUUUUCUGUUAUCGGUAUCGGCCGAUAAAUGCUAAAUUUUCUGUUAUCGGUAUCGGCCUGAUAAGAAAAUUUGGCCGAUAUCUUAAAGGCAAUAAAUAAUGCAUUAUUCCCUUCAGAAACACUUGAGUUGAGACCACUUGUUUGCAUUAUUUAUGCAUUAUUUCAUUUAUUUGUAAGACUUAUUAUGAUGAAAUUUGGUAAUGGGAGAGUAAAACUAUUUUUAAAAUAUACACUGUUCAAAAUACACACGAUGUUUGGGAUGUGGCUUUUAUUGAUGAGAACUUUUUUAUAAUCAGGCUCUCAAAAAGUAUCAGUUAUCGGCUUUCAAAUAAAAAUAAAAUAUCGGUUAUCGGUAUCAUGCUAAAUUUUUAUAUCGGUGCGUCCCUAUCGUUGAGUGUUUGUGCCAGUGGCCAAAUAAAGUCUUGCCCUAAAUCUCGAGUAGCGCUGAACUCGAUGAAGAGAGAGAAUCCAGACUGAUUUGUGAACUUCAGUUUAAAUCUCUCAGCACAUUUGGGAAGUUUGAGAGCGCUUCGAAGAGAGACUUGCACAGGAAGUGCAUCAUUCAAGGCUAAAACAGGAUGUCGUGGUCCCGAUCACAUUAGCUGUGCUAUAUUAGUCACAAUGUUCAUCAGAUCAAUGUUUAAUAAGACAUGUUGGCCUGCUGGUUUGUUAUAUUUUCUGUCUUCUCAUCAUACUUAUAUACCUUGUUUUUGUCCUUCAUCGAUAUUCAGGACUAAAAUAGCCAAUUAUAUUAUUCUGUUAUAUAGAUAUUCAUUAAGUAUUAUAAAUUUAAUACAGCAGUGGUAUUGGGUUAAAAAGGCCACAGUUGGAGAGCAUUAUUAGGUGAGUAGGAAAGAUCAAUGCUAAUCUGCAUUAACUCCGUUUAAGUUCAGUCCUUCAAGCUGUGGUUGUUAAACUCUGUCUGCAACAUCUGUGCCCUUCUGAUAAUUUUGACUUCGCCUUGAUUUAGUAAAAAACUAUCAAAAAAAGAUGCAAGGAUGCAUAUUCCUUUACACUCAUGGAUUCAAUUAAAGUGGAACUUUUUGUUUGAAUUAUUUGUUCUAUACAAUAUUAUACUACAGUAUAAAUUUUUUUAAGUAUACAUAGUUUAAAUUGUAUUCAACCCAUGAGAAAUAUUCAAAACAAACAACCAAACAGCAUCUUCCAAGUCUUUUGAUUGGCUUAAACAUAUAGUCAUUCAUGACCUGCAAAAAAUAUAUAUAUUAGGAAUCAAAAGGAGCUAAUAAAUGCACUAAAACUUUAAGAAAAAAAGGGAAAUUCUGGUCAUUUUUAAACUGAAUAUGCACGAAAUGUCUACAACAAUCAAUCAAACAAUGUUUCUUUCCUCCUCAUAUUGGGUGUCUUGCACAUAUAUAUAUAUAUAUAU
This is a messenger RNA of Carassius auratus (goldfish), 3764 nucleotides long. Its product is annotated as mitoguardin 2-like. Gene Ontology annotation, biological process: mitochondrial fusion. The coding region runs from base 171 to 2027 and encodes 618 amino acids. The transcript has 16 exons. The record is from RefSeq and is a predicted model, not a curated record. Lineage: Eukaryota; Metazoa; Chordata; Actinopteri; Cypriniformes; Cyprinidae.